AAGUGCACAACUGAAGAGCCUUUUUAUAUUAAAUUACGAGGAAUCGUUGGCAGCUUCUUAGGAUUCCAUAUACAAUUGAAACCAUUUAAUUUCAUAAAUUCCUUUGCAUAAGACAUUCUCGACAUGCCGGAACUGAACACAGAGCAGGACACUCAGCCACAAGCAACGACAGAGUCCAAGGCGCCCGCCUACGACCCAAAUAUACUGCCAGAUAUGCUACCCGUCUACUAUAGACGCCUCUUUCCACACGAGCCCUUCUAUCGCUGGCUGAACUAUGGACAUUCUGAGGACAAUAUAUUUGUGAAUCGGGAAAUUUCAUUCACGCUGCAGGAUGAUAUCUACAUACGCUACUUGUGCUUUGAGACGCAGGCGGAGCUGGAGAAGGAGAUCUGUACGCGUAAUCCCUAUAAAAUAGAUAUCGGGCCUGUGAUGAACAUCAGGCCAAAGAACUUCCGCACUGUGGCCGGUGGCUUGACGCCCGUACAGCGUGAAUUGGUCUUCGAUAUUGAUGCUACGGACUAUGACGAUAUACGUAACUGUUGUUCGGGUGCAGAGAUGUGCCUCAAGUGCUGGAAGUUUAUGAUGUUGGCGGCGAGAGUUUUGGAUGUUGCAUUGCGCGAGGAUUUCGGCUUCGAGCACAUGCUGUGGAUAUUCUCGGGUCGUCGAGGCAUACAUUGCUGGGUAUGCGAUCACACGGCUCGCCAUUUGGACGCGCGUGCUCGAGCAGCGGUCGCUGAGUAUCUAAAUAUUCUGAGCUAUACGAACAAUGUGGCCCGUGUCCAAAUUGGCGAUCGUACGCAUCAUAGCCUGCGGCGUGCUUUGAAAAUUGUGGAGCCCAUGUUUGAGGAGAUCAUCCUCGAGGAUCAGAAUCUGUUUGGGUCUCCCAAAGGCGUCAGCAAACUGCUGCAAAUGGUUAGCGACGAGGGGGCUCGCAGUGAUUUGGAGGCGUAUCUGCAGAAGAGCCACGAGGAUGGCGCCCACUCGAAAUUGAUCUGGGAGAGCUUUGUGCGCUAUGCGAAUUCGAUGCGCACGAGUGCGGCCAAUGUGUGGAGUCGCAAGCUGAAGCACAUUGUGGAGGAGGUGCAGCUGUGCCUGCUCUACCCCCGGCUGGACAUCAAUGUGACCAAAGGCUUCAAUCACUUGUUGAAGGCGCCCUUCUGCAUCCACCCGGCCACGGGCAAGGUGUGCAUACCGUUUAGUGCCAGCGCCGUGGGCAAGUUUGAUCCGACAACGGUGCCCACCAUCUCGCAGCUGCUGCAGGAGAUCAAUGCCUAUGAUGACAAGACGAAGAGCUAUAUGGAUGCGCCCGAGGACAAGAGUCGCAUCAAGGACUACAAAAAGACGAGCAUGUUCAAGGGCGUUGUGGUCUUCGAGGAGUUUCUGCGUAAGCUGGAACGGAACUUCAAGACGAAGUCAAUGGACUUCUAGAGACAGAUUCUCGCUUGGACACAUAUGUAGCUCUAGGCCCAAUUGAUUGAAGCUUUUGGAUUUAUUAUAUACUCUGUUUUUAUUAUAAGCAUUAGGCUACCAACAAUAAAUAGACUAAAUGAUUGAGUUCACAUGCAA
Drosophila navojoa is the source of this 1566-nucleotide messenger RNA. It is a transcript of the gene Prim1, whose product is annotated as DNA primase small subunit. NCBI's taxonomy places the organism in Eukaryota, Metazoa, Arthropoda, Insecta, Diptera, Drosophilidae. Gene Ontology annotation, biological process: DNA replication, synthesis of primer. The record is from RefSeq and is a predicted model, not a curated record.